GCGUGCAUGUCAGUUCAAGUCGGAUUUCCUAGUGGCUGCUUGUAGUCACUACAGCUAUAGCUAGCUCGGCAGACAGCAGCGGUACCUUAGUGCCCAACAGAAAGGAUGGCUGGACCAUGGAGAUCCACGAUACUAAACCUACUGGAAAAAAUUGGUUUACGGAUCAAAGACCCCAAUAACAUAACCAAGCCUAAGGAAGUUUCACGGGUCAUGGGGGCGAUGAAGACCCAGACCACUCAACCCAAAAGCUUCUCCCGGGGGAUGCAGACUGUGACGUUAAUCCCCGGGGACGGCAUCGGUCCGGAGAUUUCCACUGCUGUUAUGAAGAUAUUCGAAGCAGCAAAAGCUCCAAUUCAGUGGGAAGAGAAGAAUGUAACAGCCAUUAAGGGACCAGGAGGGAAGUGGAUAAUUCCCCCUGAAGCUAAAGAGUCCAUGGACAAGAACAAGAUUGGCCUGAAAGGACCCCUGAAGACUCCCAUUGCAGCUGGCCAUCCCUCCAUGAACCUGCUCCUCAGGAAGACCUUUGACCUCUAUGCCAAUGUGCGCCCCUGCAUGUCCAUCGAGGGCUACAAGACCCCCUACACCGACGUGGACCUGGUCACCAUCCGGGAGAACACUGAGGGAGAGUACAGCGGCAUCGAGCACACGAUAGUCGAUGGUGUUGUCCAGAGUAUCAAGUUGAUCACUGAAGACGCCAGUAGAAAAAUAGCCGAAUACGCCUUUGAAUACGCCAAGAACAACCAGCGAGCCAGCGUCACCGCCGUGCACAAAGCCAACAUCAUGCGUAUGUCCGACGGACUGUUCCUAAGGAAGUGCCGACAGGUGGCAGAGAACUACAGGGACAUCAAAUUCACAGAGAUGUAUCUAGACACUGUCUGUCUCAACAUGGUCCAGGACCCCACCCAGUUUGACGUGCUGGUCAUGCCAAACCUUUACGGAGACAUUCUGAGCGACCUGUGCGCUGGGCUGAUUGGAGGGCUUGGAGUAACUCCUAGUGGGAAUAUUGGUGCAAACAACGUGGCCAUCUUUGAGUCCGUCCAUGGUACUGCUCCUGAUAUAGCAGGUCUGGACCUGGCCAACCCCACCGCUCUGCUGCUCAGCGCUGUCAUGAUGCUCCGCCACAUGGGCAUGCACGACUACAGCAAGAAGAUUGAGACGGCCUGCUUCAACACCAUCAGAGACAAGAAGGUUCUAACAGGCGAUCUAGGAGGGAAAUCGAAAUGUUCUGAAUUCACAGCUGAGAUCUGCCAAAGAGUACGAGACAUGGACUGAAAGACUCACUGAGACCUGCUCUGACUUCUCAACAAACUGUACCAGCUGGUCGUGACAUCAUCAGAGUUCAGAAGUGGUCUUUCCUGAGAACACAAACUAUCAUUCUCUGAACUUUAACGCACAAUUCUAUUUUAAAUGAUUAUCCAUCUACCUGAAGAUUCAACAUAUGAAUGUUCUGCACUAUUGUCUGUGGUUGAAUGGUUCCUGUCUGUUCUAGUGAGAUAUGUUUUAUUCUUUAAGAUGUACUAUGUUCUCAAGAGGCUAAUCUAAUAUAUUAUUGAAUGGUUCAGGGCUGAAGUGUAUUAUCAUACCUUAUUGAGUGUUUCCAUAUGCUCUGUGGAAGCUGCUUUCAAAGUUAAACUACAGGUGCUAGUCAUAAAAUAAGAAUAUCAUCAAAAAGUUGAUUUAUUUCUGUAAUUCCAUUCAAAAAGUGAAACUUGUAUAAUGUAUACAUCCAUUCCACACAGACUGAUAUAUUUCAAGUGUUUAUUUCUUUUAAUUGUGAUGAUUAUAACUGACAACUAAUGAAAACCCCAAAUUCAGUAUCUCAGAAAAUUAGAAUAUUACUUAAGACCAAUACAAAAAAAAUAUUUCAUUCAUUCAGACAGACACUUGCACAUCUGAGCUGUGUUAUUGGAGGCACAUGGCAUCAGUGGUAAUUGUGAAGAGAAACCUGCUUGCCGUAUCAUAUAAUAUCCCAGAGUUUUUAAGUUUAUGUGCCGUGUUGACCUUUUUCAUUUAUUCUCUUGUCCUUUUUUUGCCAUGUAAGCUUUAAUAAAAGAGGGAUACUAGGAAGUGCUGUGGGUUUAUUUCCUCUGGACUUCCACUAUAUUAAAGUUACUGAUAUUUUGAA
This is a messenger RNA of Esox lucius (northern pike), 2125 nucleotides long. It is a transcript of the gene idh3a, whose product is annotated as isocitrate dehydrogenase (NAD(+)) 3 catalytic subunit alpha. Gene Ontology annotation, cellular component: mitochondrion. Gene Ontology annotation, molecular function: isocitrate dehydrogenase (NAD+) activity; magnesium ion binding; NAD binding. Gene Ontology annotation, biological process: isocitrate metabolic process; tricarboxylic acid cycle. The coding region runs from base 106 to 1272 and encodes 388 amino acids. The record is from RefSeq and is a predicted model, not a curated record. Lineage: Eukaryota; Metazoa; Chordata; Actinopteri; Esociformes; Esocidae. The transcript is spliced from 12 exons.